GACUGCAGACCUCCACCAGCUGACCUCAGCCUGCCACCAACGUCCAGGUGUCUAAUUAAAGGUGAGUGAAUGCUUCACUGACCGGCGUCUCCUCUGCAGUGCCUUCAUCACUCCUCCUCCUCCUCCUCCUCAUGCAGCCUGGGAGAUCAGCUGAUGUGCGGCUCUGCUUGCUGGCAAGCCGCUGGCUGCCUGCAGCUCUGGCUCUGCUGUUGCUCCUCUCCUGCAGCUUCAGCCGCGCUUACAGCUCCACGCUGGAGCACGACUUCCAGAUUGUGCACAAUGUCGACAACAGAAGUCCAGAGAUUGACCCCUUCUGGUACGUGGGCCGUGGGGUGAGACCCAUUGGGCGCUUUGGGAAGAGGCACAGCAGCCUACAGGGCACCGGGGGGGUGCAGCCGGUCCUCAGGACGUUAGGCCUGCUGCUGCACAGCCUCAGGAACAAGCAGAGCCUGGAGGAGGCACUGCAGGGCGAGGACAGGGACUGGUUGCCAUGACAGAGACUCCUCUUCAUCCACAAACUCUUCAUUUUUAUCUGU
Eleginops maclovinus (Patagonian blennie) is the source of this 536-nucleotide messenger RNA. RefSeq names its product prolactin releasing hormone 2 (gene prlh2). NCBI's taxonomy places the organism in Eukaryota, Metazoa, Chordata, Actinopteri, Perciformes, Eleginopidae. Gene Ontology annotation, molecular function: hormone activity. The transcript has 3 exons. The record is from RefSeq and is a predicted model, not a curated record. Bases 132 to 494 code for a protein of 120 amino acids.